CUAACGAAGUUGUUGAUGUGUUACAGGCUUUAGGCUUAAUUAUGGGACUAAUUGAUGCAAUUCUUGGCCUAACGAUAUUUGCGAUGGGCAAAAUAUUACUAUUGCAAAAACCGGGGCGCCCUAUGAUGGUCAUAAGUGCAUGCUUUGGUGGUCCAAUGUUAAGCAUUGGCUUGAGUGGUACUUAUGUGACAACCAAAACUGGGGUUCCUUGCAAAAUUAGUGUUGAACAAACAUUGUUUGUAUCAUUAGUUAGUUUAUCGAUAACAUUAUCUUCUGCUCUCAUAUACUUGCCUCGAAACGAAUACC
Scutellospora calospora is the source of this 306-nucleotide messenger RNA. Lineage: Eukaryota; Fungi; Glomeromycota; Glomeromycetes; Diversisporales; Gigasporaceae. The record is from the annotation of a GenBank genome assembly.